AUGCUCGCUCUUCGUGAUGAGAACGCGGUCAAUGCGGCCCAGACGAUCCGGCAGGCUCAAGGAAAGGGGCAUCUGGCCCCUAAGACGCCUGGAGCCCGGUACCCCAAGACGCCGUCAGGACAUCACGAUGAGAACGCCGUUGGUGGGAAGACCAUUCUCGGAAAGACGAAAGGCACAAUCAAUCAGCCAGCUCGUCAGAGACUUGUCACUCCUUCAGGCACGCAGGCUCGCGCUCCUCUUGGAAACAAAACCACCAAUGCGAAAGCGAAGAACGGACAAGUACAAGGUGUGAAGAGUAUUGUCAAGGAGCUCGAGAAGACCGACGCCAAACAAAACACAAUCCAGAAGCCGAAGAAUAAGGGCCCGGUUGUUGACCCUCUAAAGGUUGCUGUUCACAUCGACCUGGGUGGGGACGAACAUGAGAUUGAGCAUGCCCCGUUGCGGGUUAAAGACCUGCCUUACGAGUCGGAUGUAUUCCCCGAAGGCGGUCUGAACUUCGACGGUCUCAAGAAGGAAAACAUGUUCAAGGGCUACUACAACCAUUUCUACAACCCUCUCGGCGAAGACGGCCUCAGAUUCGAGGACCGUAAGCACGAAGAGCGGAUGCAGAAAGCUCUCAAGAAGAACGACGAGGAAAUCAUUCACGACAUCGAUUCGAUGGACUGGUCCGUCUCGGAUGUCCCGGAAACCAGGAAACUUGUUCAGAAGAAGACGGCACCAGUGGCCAACCUUACGAAGAUGAACAUCAAGCCUUCGGUCAAGUAUCCAGCCACAAUCAACUCGCGCAGAGCUGCUUCAGCUCUGUCCAUGACUGACGGCUCGACGGUGAGGGCAAAGAAGUUGCCCGACGUCCCCGUUCGAAGGCCUAUCUCUUCACUGCUACCUGGUAAAAGAGUCGCCAAAGCACCCACAGCGCCGUCCAAGUCGGUGGCGGCAGAGAGCGCUGUAGGGGAGGCUGCCUCAAGAAGCACGCUUGGUUAUACCAAGGGCCGAUCCGCUUCCUCGCUGAUCAGUGGUCGAGCUCCCAUGCCAGGAACGGUCACUGAGACGGCUAGAACCAACCCUCCGACCUCAGCGUCUGCAUUGACUGUACGACGAGAUCCCGCUCCCCAGAAGCGACAAACCACCGAAGAAGAGCAGCAGUCUCUCCAGCGCCUUCAGUUCCUCUCCAUCUUUGAACCCGAGGACGACAUCGAUGUUGUUGGGUCUGCUCCUCAAUUUGAUAAUGACGAGGACGAAGAGUUUGAGUUGAAGCUGGAGUAA
Messenger RNA from Verticillium alfalfae VaMs.102, 1263 nucleotides. RefSeq lists its product as hypothetical. The record is from RefSeq and is a predicted model, not a curated record. The transcript has 2 exons. NCBI's taxonomy places the organism in Eukaryota, Fungi, Ascomycota, Sordariomycetes, Glomerellales, Plectosphaerellaceae. The coding region runs from base 1 to 1263 and encodes 420 amino acids.